Molecule: messenger RNA, 3719 nt
Organism: Manis javanica (Malayan pangolin)
Lineage: Eukaryota; Metazoa; Chordata; Mammalia; Pholidota; Manidae
Product: protocadherin beta-11-like
Biological process (GO): homophilic cell-cell adhesion
Cellular component (GO): plasma membrane
Molecular function (GO): calcium ion binding
Source: RefSeq, a predicted model, not a curated record
AAAUCUCUCACUCUUUCUUUCUGGGCCAAGAGAGAAAGCAAAUGACCAUAAUUAUAGCUGGAAUAACUCUCAGGAACCCGAGAGAAGCCAGCUUUAGGGGUAAGCCUGUUUUAAGUGACAUUCAUGUGUUUGUGUACUCCUUAAAUAUUUUUUGUAAGUUAUGAGAAUUUACAAUUAAAUUAUGGAUUUACAUAAUGUGUACCACCCCAGUAUCUUACUUCAUUUCUUCCUAGUUCACAGUUCAUUGCUAUCAUGGAAGUCUACAGAAAUGCCUUCUUGUGCUACAACAACUAUCAAUGUAUGUUCCAUCUCACUAUUCGUCCAGCCCCACACCCUCUGAGAGGACUCCUGAAAUGACUCACAGAAGGCUUUCCUUUCCCAUACUACCUAAAGGCCAAGUAGUGAUGGAAUUUUGUUUAGUUUAACAGUCAUUUAGACCCCCCUCGUUUCAGGUUUCCAAUCUUCUCACAAAGAUUACAAGCCCCUGGCAGCCAGGAAUCAUCCUGUAUCUCAGUCCUCACCACAGCUGAGUACUGUCAGUUUGCGGAGAAUGUGGAGGAAUAAACGCUUUUUAAAAAAAUGUUAACAGCAUCAGAAAUUAUAAAGAGUAUAAAGCAAUUCUUAUGGAAGAUCGAAUACAUUUGUAAUCACUUAAACACAAUGAAUAAAACAACAUUAAUUUCUGAAGAACAUUUGUGUAAAUGGAACUCAGGUAAUUUCAUCAAACUGAGAAUCUGUGGAGACGCAUGGUGGCGCUGCAGGAUAAUAUCGCGGGGAAAAAAUAAUCCUAAAACAAAAAAACUGGGUGAUACAGUCUUGACACUGUUACCCAGCGCGUUGGGAAGACAGAAGGAAAAAGCCGUUCAGGGGUGAACUAGAAACUAUUCAACGGGGAUAACAUCCUUAGGCCUCCGAGGAUUUGGUGAACCGAUUGGAGGCAAAUUUCAGUUUCCCAGAACUGCCAAGUGAAGCCGAAGCAAUUCCGCAGAAAGCUGCUGGGAAAGGAGCUAUGGAGAACCGAGGGGCAGGCACCGUGCGGAUAAGGCAAGUUCUGCUUCUCUUUGUUUUGCUGGGAAUGUCUCAGGCGGGCUCCCAGUCUGGGCGCUUUUCGGUGGCGGAGGAAACACAGAGUGGGAGCUUUGUAGGCAGUUUGGCAGCGGAUCUGGGACUGGAAGUGGGUGAGCUGUUCUCAAGGGGGGCUCGUGUGGUCUCUAAUGAUAACAAACAGCGUUUGCAGCUGGACUUAAAUACUGGGAAUUUGCUCCUAAGCGAAUCACUAGACCGGGAGGAGCUCUGUGGCUCCACGGAGCCCUGUGUGCUGCAUUUCCAGAUAUUAAUGAAAAACCCCUUGCAGUUUUUACGGCUUGAGCUCCAGGUCGAGGAUAUAAAUGAUCACUCUCCUGUCUUCUCAGAAAAAGAAAUCCUCCUAGAAAUCCCAGAGAAUAGUCCUGUCGGUGCUGUGUUCUUACUACAAAGUGCAAAAGAUUUAGAUGUAGGAAUCAAUGCUCUAAAAAGCUACACAAUAAGCCCCAACUCUCAUUUUCACAUUAAAAUGAGAGUCAACCCAGACGGUAGGAAAUACCCGGAGUUGGUUCUGGACAAGGCUCUGGAUUAUGAAGAGCAGUCAGAACUCAGUUUCAUCCUCACUGCUCUGGAUGGCGGGUCUCCACCCAGGUCCGGAACAGCCUCCGUUCAGGUGUUGGUGGUGGACAUUAAUGACAACUCCCCUGAAUUCGAGCAGCCAUUUUAUGAGGUGAAGAUUCCAGAGAACAGUGCACUAGGCACACUGGUUGUCACUGUCUCAGCUUGGGAUUUAGACUCAGGAAAAAAUGGGGAAAUAUCAUACACUUUCUCCCAUGCCUCAGAAGAUAUUCACAAGAUAUUUAAAAUUAACCAAAAGUCUGGAGAAGUCAGGUUACUGGCAUUCUUGGAUUAUGAAACCGUUGAAUCAUACUCAAUAAUCAUUCAAGCCACAGAUGGAGGAGGCCUUUUCGGAAAAUCAACAGUUAGAAUUGAGGUGAUGGAUGUCAAUGACAAUGCUCCCGAACUCACCGUGUCAUCAAUUACCAAUCCAAUCCCAGAAAAUUCGCCUCAGACAGUUGUUAUGGUUUUCAGUAUCCGAGACAGAGACUCUGGGGACAAUGGGAAGAUAAUUUGUUCUCUCCCAGAAGACCUCCCUUUCCUGUUAAAAUCUUCAGUUGAGAAUUAUUACACAUUAGAAACGGAGAGCCCCCUGGACAGAGAGAGCCAAGCCGAGUACAACAUCACCAUCACCGUCACCGACCUGGGGACACCCAGGCUGAAGAGCGAGCACAGCAUCUCCGUGCAGGUGGCCGACGUCAACGACAACGCCCCGGCCUUCAGCCAAAGCGCCUACACCCUGUGGGUCCGCGAGAACAACGGCCCCGCCCUGCACAUCGGCAGCGUGAGCGCCACCGACCCGGACUCGGGCGCCAACGCGCAGGUCACCUACUCGCUGCUGCCGCCCGGCGACGCGCGCCUGCCGCUGGCCUCGCUGGUGUCCAUCAGCGCGGACACCGGGCAGCUGUUCGCGCUGAGGCCCCUGGAUUUCGAGGCGCUGCGCGCCUUCGAGUUCGGCGUGGGCGCGGCCGACGGCGGCUCGCCGGCGCUGAGCAGCCGGGCGCUGGUGCGCGUGCAGGUGCUGGACGCCAACGACAACGCGCCCGUCGUGCUGUACCCGCCGCAGAACGGCUCUGCGCCCUGCACCGAGCUGGUGCCGCGCGCGGCCGACGCGGGCUACCUGGUGACCAAGGUGGUGGCGGUGGACGGCGACUCGGGCCAGAACGCCUGGCUGUCGUACCAGCUGCUCAGGGCCACGGAGCCCGGGCUGUUCGGCGUGUGGGCGCCCAGCGGCGAGGUGCGCACGGCCCGGCAGCUGAGCGAGCGCGACGCGCCCAGGCACAGGCUGGCGGUGCUGGUGCGCGACCACGGCGAGCCGCCGCUGUCGGCCACCGUCACGCUGCACGUGCUGCUGGUGGACGGCUUCUCGCAGCCCCACCUGCCGCGGGCCGAGGCGGCGGCCGAGCAGGCGCGGGCCGAGCCGCUCACCGUGUCCUUGGUGGUGGCCCUGGCGGCGGUGUCGUCGCUCUUCCUGCUGUCGGUGCUGGGCGUCGUGGCGGCGCGGCUGUGCGCGAGGGCCCGGGCGGCGUCUGCGGGGGGCUGCUCGGGGUCCGGGGGCGGCCUUGCGGGCCACCUGGUGGACGUGAGCGGCGGCGGGACGCUGUGCCAGGCCUACCGCUAUGAGGUGUGCCUGUCGGGAGGCUCGGGGACCGGCGAGUUCAAGUUCCUUAAACCAGUUCUUUCCAACCUCCAGCCCAAGUGCCCAGGGAAAGAAAUAGAGGAAAAUCCUACCUUCCACAACAGACUUGGGUUCAAUAGUCAGUGACUGUAAUUAAUUUUCGUAUUUUACCAGUAUUUUUUUGUUUUGUGGUACUUCCAAACCUAUGUUAUUUCCCCCAAUUUGUGUCUAUUUCGCAUGUGCUACCUACCCACCUUUACUUUAAAGUGAAUAUUUAUCUUUAUAUCUGGUCAUAAUGAGAUGAUAAUUUAUUCUGUAUCUCUGGAGGUCUUAAUUUAGGAUUUUAUUACCUCCUUAAGUAACACCACCAAAUCACGUUUUGUCCGUGGCCGUUCCUCCAGUUGAACUUUUUACUCACAAUUAUGAUUAUGGGAAAAUAAAGCAGAUCAUUUUCAAAUUA